GCGCGAACGCGCGGCGCCACUGUCCCGCGCUCCGCGAAUAUUUUCAAAUUAUUUUUUUAUUAUUUUUUUCCGAACUGUGCAAUGAAUUUUCAAAGUAAAGCCAAUAAAUAUGUGUGUCCGAACGAUCGGCAACUGUCAUUGAGAGCCAAAUUACGUACAGGAUGGAGUGCGGCACGCAGCGAGCCACCGCUGACAGCGAGCGAGAGAGAGGCCAUAGCUGCCGUCGUCAAACGAGCUGAGAAAAUUGAUGAAGUCGAGGCCAAGAGAGUCGGCAGACUAGUUGCGAGGCUUGAAAGUAUGCGCCGCUCAGCCCAAGGCCCCGCCCCCCGUACCUGCCUGCUCUGCGGGGAGACUGCUCGCCUCCUGGCUCCACUGAGGACCUGCUCCAUCUGCAGACAUACAGCGUGCUCCAAGUGUGUCAUUGAAAAUCUUCCACAUAGAUUACGUACAGGAUGGAGUGCGGCACGCAGCGAGCCACCGCUGACAGCGAGCGAGAGAGAGGCCAUAGCUGCCGUCGUCAAACGAGCUGAGAAAAUUGAUGAAGUCGAGGCCAAGAGAGUCGGCAGACUAGUUGCGAGGCUUGAAAGUAUGCGCCGCUCAGCCCAAGGCCCCGCCCCCCGUACCUGCCUGCUCUGCGGGGAGACUGCUCGCCUCCUGGCUCCACUGAGGACCUGCUCCAUCUGCAGACAUACAGCGUGCUCCAAGUGUGUCAUUGAAAAUCUUCCACAUAGAUCUCCAAUAUACUCCAGAGAAGCGUACAUGUGCAACUUGUGCGCGGAGACCAGGGAGAUGUGGAAGAAGUCAGGCGCUUGGUUCUUCAAGUCGGUCCCCAAGUACAUACUGCCUGACAGACGAACUACUGGACGGUAUCUGGACUCAGAGCUCGCGAGAUCUUUACAGGAAGCAGGGAACAGCAGUAACGAAGGCAAGACAGACUCGGAGCCAGGGUCUCCAAUGAGUGUCCACGCGCCCUCCUUCUCCAGGCAGGCCAGUAACACUGAUAGCAGGAAGUCCAUCACAUCUCCACAUGUAAGUACUGCUUGUAUGUGA
This is a messenger RNA of Spodoptera litura, 1050 nucleotides long. RefSeq lists its product as uncharacterized. Gene Ontology annotation, cellular component: synapse. NCBI's taxonomy places the organism in Eukaryota, Metazoa, Arthropoda, Insecta, Lepidoptera, Noctuidae. Gene Ontology annotation, biological process: intracellular protein transport; exocytosis; spontaneous neurotransmitter secretion. Gene Ontology annotation, molecular function: small GTPase binding. The record is from RefSeq and is a predicted model, not a curated record.